Scutellospora calospora is the source of this 184-nucleotide messenger RNA. The record is from the annotation of a GenBank genome assembly. Lineage: Eukaryota; Fungi; Glomeromycota; Glomeromycetes; Diversisporales; Gigasporaceae.
AUGAAUUCUGAUGAAAGCUUCUCUGAUGAAAAUAAUGAACAAUCAAUAAUUAAUAAAAUCAAAAAGGACUUACAACAUGAAGUUAAUAAUAAUACCAAAUUUACUUCACCUUUUGAAGGCUACAAGGAUUAUAAAACUUUCAAAAAUAUUAUUUAUAAAAUCGAACAACUUGGAAAACAUAAAG